Pseudomyrmex gracilis is the source of this 1105-nucleotide messenger RNA. RefSeq names its product N-terminal Xaa-Pro-Lys N-methyltransferase 1 (gene Ntmt). Gene Ontology annotation, molecular function: N-terminal protein N-methyltransferase activity. The record is from RefSeq and is a predicted model, not a curated record. Gene Ontology annotation, biological process: N-terminal protein amino acid methylation. Bases 346 to 1065 code for a protein of 239 amino acids. Gene Ontology annotation, cellular component: cytoplasm. The transcript has 5 exons. Lineage: Eukaryota; Metazoa; Arthropoda; Insecta; Hymenoptera; Formicidae.
GCGUCGUCUGUUGCAGCGCGACGAGAGUCGUCCACGUUUCCGCGAGCAGAACCUACGUGGAUAUAUCUAGAUUGCGAUAAAAACAAGAAACAAACUUCACAAUGGCGGGACCAAUCAGAAGUGGGGAUGGGUCUGUGAUUACGGAGUGUAGCUCCGUAGCUCUCGCGUCUCUCUAGACGUCUCGCCGCAAAAGCACCCACCCGGACGCGAUUUAAAUCCCUCAAUCGAUUGCGACCGGCAGGAAUUGCAAAGAUACGCACACUCACGUUUAUUACUGCAAAAAGAAUGCCAGGUCUGUGAACGGUCGUGCGAUUGAUUGCGUGAGGAGCGGCGAAACGUUGCAAAAUGCAGGAACAACAAUGCGACACGUGCCGGGAAGACGAGUUCUAUACCGCGGCCGCCAAGUAUUGGGAUCGCAUUCCGCCCACGAUAAACGGAAUGCUGGGAGGUUUCGGUUUCAUCUCGCAUUCGGACAUAAGAGGAUCCAGGAUCUUCCUGAGGUCGAUCUUCGAGUUGCAAGAUCCACCUUCCAAGUCAUUUGCCUUGGACUGCGGUGCUGGUAUAGGAAGAGUUACCAAAAAUUUACUGAUAAAACACUUCGCGCGCGUGGAUCUCGUCGAACAAAAUCCCAAGUUCCUGGAAGUGGCCAAGAUCGCUUUGGAGAAUCAUUCUUCAAAAGUCAAUCAGUAUUAUGCUAUUGGUUUGCAAAACUUUUGUCCUGUGGAAAACAAAUACGACCUUAUAUGGUGCCAAUGGGUGUUGGGACAUCUGCAAGAUGACGACUUGAUAACAUUUUUUCAAAGAUGCUUAUCGGGUUUAAAAGACAACGGUGUGCUUGUAGUAAAGGAAAAUAUUACAAAGUCGAGCAAUUUAGAAAUUGAUUCCGAAGACUCGUCCGUAACAAGAUCGAUGAAAGGUUUGCGCAGUUUGUUCGAUAAAGCCAAUCUUGUUUGCAUCAAAGAGAAGCAGGAGAAGAACUUUCCGCACGGUUUAUAUCCGGUUUACAUGUUUGCCCUUAGACAAAGAAACAAAGGCAAUAAUAACAAAGAAGCCAACGACACGUAAUGUUAAACAAAUUGAAAACUAACUAGCUUUUCAUUAAUUU